This is a messenger RNA of Sorghum bicolor (sorghum), 1332 nucleotides long. RefSeq names its product transcription factor bHLH79. The record is from RefSeq and is a predicted model, not a curated record. The transcript has 6 exons. NCBI's taxonomy places the organism in Eukaryota, Viridiplantae, Streptophyta, Magnoliopsida, Poales, Poaceae. Gene Ontology annotation, cellular component: nucleus. Gene Ontology annotation, molecular function: protein dimerization activity; DNA-binding transcription factor activity. Gene Ontology annotation, biological process: regulation of DNA-templated transcription. The coding region runs from base 188 to 1015 and encodes 275 amino acids.
UUUUUCCCAGUCGCGAGCGGCGAGUCGCAUCGGCAUCGGAUCUCUUCCUCCGGUCUCCUCUGAGCUCUGAGCCUCUGAUUCCGCGCCCACACUGCCACUGCCUCUGGCUCUGGCAGCCAGACCCACCUCCCCUCCCGAUCUGGGAGCCGAGCUCGCCUCGCCUCUCCCAAGGCGGCGGCGGCGGCGCAUGGAUCCCGCCUCGUCGGUGGCCGCCGAGCUCUGGCGACCGCCGCACCUGCACCACCACCACCACCUCGCCUCUUCCGCCGGCCGUCAUCCCCACCUCGAGGCCUCCUCCUCCUCCGUCGUCACCGCCGCCGCCGCCGCCGCCCGCUCCGGGGGCGGCGGCUCCAGCAGCAGCAGCCGCAGGAGGGCGCGGCGCGAAGCCGCGGCGCCGCCGGCCGAGGAGGAGCCGUCCAAGCUCGCCUCCACGUCCGGGACCGCCGCCAGUAGCAGUGCGGCAGGCGGCCGGGACUCGGCUGACCCAGAAGCAAAACGGUUGAAGCAGAUGACACCUAGUGAAAAUAAUGACAGAAGGACAGAAGCUGGAUCAAAUUCAGGGAAUGCUAGCAAGUCUGCUGAUAAAAAGCCUGCACCUAAAGAGCCACCAAAAGACUACAUCCAUGUGAGGGCUAGAAGAGGUCAAGCAACGGACAGCCAUAGCCUCGCAGAAAGAGCGCGACGAGAGAAGAUAAGUGAACGGAUGAAAGUUCUUCAAGAUAUUGUCCCUGGAUGCAACAAGGUAAUCGGGAAAGCAUCAGUCCUUGAUGAGAUAAUAAAUUACAUCCAGUCUCUACAGCGUCAAGUGGAGUUUUUGUCCAUGAAACUUGAAACCAUUAAUGCUCAUAUGAACAAUGCGACUGUAGCUUUUCCAACGAAAGAUUUUGGUGCUCCGCCAUAUAAUACUGCACCUAGUCUGACGUUGGAUCCACAAACACCAAGGGAAUAUGCCCAGGGCUCGAUGUCAGAUUGGCUUCACAUGCAGAUCGGUAAUGCAUACGAAAGAGUGACAUGAAUAAAAUGAGAACAAAAGUGAAUUCCUUGUGAUAGCCAUAAAGAGUACCAGGAUCAAUCAAGUCCACAGUACCAGGUCCAUUUUUAUUUUCUCGUGGUUAUCGUGUCGCCAAAGUUCUUUUAUUCCUAAUUUGGGGGCAUAGUGCCGUAGAUGCAUCAUUCCACAUUCGUCUAGGAGGAAACACCGUCUUUCAUUGUCUACGGAUUUCGUGAUGUAUCCCGGGAAAUUUUUGUAGCUUAGGAGAAUCUGAACCUAACAUUUGUUUUCAGAACGUUUCUCUGUUUUGAACCAGGAAAAAAAGAGAACUGCUCCAGUCC